AGAUUAAACGAAAAAAAAAACAUGGCUGUUGUGUGUCAUUUUCAACAAUAAUUUCCUUCCUUGACCUCCAUUUUUUCUAAACGAUUUUAUUGGUGCGAGAAUUUGAAAGAUUGCCGGUGCUUCGCUUCAGUUUUAACAGGAUCCUUUUAUAUUUAUUAUUUCCUAAUUCUUUUUUAGUUUGUUUUGUGUAAAAGAUGUACCUAUAGUAUGAUUUACGCUUGGUAUUCUGCUAAAAUCUCAUCUUAGGGCAAUCUAUUGCAUAAGUAAAGAUAGCGUAAACAGAAUUUUUGUCCUCAAGUGCUAAAAUUUAUUCGCGAUGAGGCAGUGUUGUGUUCCUGGGUGUAAAAACACCUCCAAUUUACGCAAGGUACCGUUUACGAAGGUAACGUGGAAGGCAUGGUUAGUUCGAUGUCCAUUUCUUCGCAAAUAUUCCCGUAAGUCAUUAGAGAAUGUUAAGAUUUGCGAACUUCAUUUUUUACCUCAACAUGUUAAAUCUCACAGACUAACGGCAGAUGCAAUUCCUACAUUGCAUCUGCCUAAGCAAAAUAUAGCUACAUCUUCUCGAAACGAGCAAUUUUUGGAAGUAUUUCCUCUUCAAUCUGGCCAACCUCUCAGUGUAAGAAUUGUUAAUCCAUCAGUCUCUCUGAUAGACACAGUUAAUGUUCAAACUGACUUUGAUUACAAUAAACAAUCUGUUUUUCCACCUACAAAUGAUCAAGUCCCAUGUGUUCAAAGUAGAGAUAUUACUGAACGUGAUUUUGAACCUAACAAUCAGAGUAUUGUUACACCAAGUACUGAGCAAGUCCAGUGUGUGGCUUCUCAAAUAAAUAAAGAAACUACUGAACCUGAUUUUUACGUACAGUCUGAUUCUAUGACAGAUUCUAUAACUACAAAUGUAGUACAUUCCUGUAGUACAAGUACAGAAACUCAAAACCAAUCUACAGAGCCAGAACUAACAGUUGGUCAACUGAGUCCUCUUCCAUCUAACACCAUGCCUUCUGAUGUUAUAUCUGCGAUACAAAGAACUCCAGUACGUGUAAAAUCACAUUCUAGACGUCAUAAGUCCCAUGUAAAGUCAGAUUUAAUUCCUAGAGUUCGUUUAGGUCAAAAUGAGACCCCUCGUAAGCAAAAGCUACGUGUGGGGAAUGAAAUGUUAAAAAUGAAGUUACGAAAUUUGACUUUGAGAUUUAAUAAAUUAAAAUCAAAGACACUGUCAUGGUCUACUCAAGUAAAACUUUUCAUCAAAAAGUAUCCUCUACUGAGUAAUUUUGGAAAAAUAUUGGUCGACUCACAAUUAAGAUUAUCUGGUGUAAAAGGAAAAGGUUCUAGAUACACAGACGAUGAAAAAAUUUUUGCACUUUCUUUGUAUAAAUUGAGUCCAAAAUGUUAUAGAUUCUUGCAAAAAAACAUAAGAUUACCAAGUAAAUCUACUAUAGGAUCUUUGUUAAAUAACAUCCCUUUGAGACCAGGUAUUAAUGAAUUUAUAUUUCAACAUUUGGCAGAUGCAGCUAAAAACAAAAAUUCUAUGGGAUUGCAGUGUGUAUUGCUGUUUGAUGAAAUGGCAAUUAAUAAAAAUUUGUUUUUUAAUUUUCAUACUGGGGUUAUCGAGGGUUUUGAAGAUCUAGGAGGUGGUGAACGCACUAAUAAUGUUGCUGACAAAGCUUUGGUUUUUAUGUUGCGUGGUAUAUUUUCAAAUUGGAAAAUACCCAUAGCUUUUUAUUUUGUUCGUGAUGGAAUUAAAACAUUUCAUUUAAAAAAGAUACUAAAAGAGCUGAUUGCAGCAAUAUUUAAAUCAGGAUUUAUUUUGAGAUGUACUGUCUCAGAUCAAGGCUCAGCGAAUGUUGCAGCUAUAAAUUCAUUAAUAGCUGACACACGCGAAGAUAUUCUUCGUAGUGGUAAUGAUGACCCAAAUAUCUUUCAUUAUAUGAUCGAUAAAAAUAAAUUAUACCACAUGUAUGAUGUUCCACACCUACUAAAAUGUUUUCGCAAUAAUUUCCAGAAGAAGGACUUGCUGAUUGGAACCCAGCGUGCACAAUGGAACUACAUCGAAAUGGUGUAUGCUUCAGAUGGCGCACAGGGUCGUGCGAGAACUACCAAAUUAACCGACAAGCAUAUUAAACCAAACUCUUAUGACAAAAUGAAGGUCAAAUUUGCUGCACAAGUCUUCAGCAGAGAGGUGUUUGCAGCCUUACAGAACAGGAUGAAGACAUAUGAAGAUCUGCAAUUAGUACAUAAUUAUAGUGUUCCAUCUGUGAACAUUGAUAAUGGUUUCUUCACUGCUGAAAUCAUCUUAUUCAUUAACGAUUUGUUUGACAGCCUGAACUGUGCCGGUCAUACUAGAGGCGAACUAUCUAACGCUUUGUCCUUGAAUUCAACUCAUUUAGAGUUUUGGAAUAAUGCAUUGAAGAAACUACAAUCAAUGAAAUUUGACGCAACAGACUCAAGAGAAAGUAAGCCUAUAUCGUUACGAAAUUUCAUUCAUGACAUAAAAACAGUAAAGCAUCUUUGGGCGGAUUUAAAAAAAAUUGAAGGCGUUAAAUUCUUAAGUCUCAAGCGUCUGAACCAGGACCCCCUGGAAAAUUUUUUCUCUCAAAUUAGAGGUCAAGGUGGUGCUAGCACACAUCCUGACUGUCAUAAUUUUGUUGCAUUAUUCAAAACGUUGUUGAUAAAUAAUAUAACGACUGGACAAUCUCUGUAUGCCAAUUGCACUUCCGAUACUGACAAAAUGCUGGGUACUCUCAGUAGUUUAAUUGAUAGACCAAAAUUAGGCAUUCAAUAUAAUGACUUCACUACAGAUGUUGAAAAUUUAAAUUUCAUUGAAAACUCUAUUCCUCAUGAAAACAUUUUUCAAACCCAAUCUGCUUCUUACAUUGCUGGUGCAAUUUGCAGACAUAUAUUGCCAAAACUUGAUUGUGGUGAAUGCCAAAAUUGUAAAAGUACACUAUUGUCCAAUGAAAUUGAGCCAUUUCAUUCUUUGAUAGCAACGAAAGAAUAUGACUCAAGUAAUAAAAAAUUAUAUUAUCCAUCACAUGAACUUGUGGUUCUGGUUUGGCAUUGUAUAUAUAUAAUUGAAGAAACAUUGCCAAAAAUUUGUAAAGUAUUCAUUUACACAGACUUGGUCAGUAAAUUAGAAUGUCUAGAUACAUCUUUUAUGACAUGCCUUGAGCAUAAAUCAGAUUUUUUGAAAGCUUUUUGGUUAUAUGUGAUUAGAAUGCAAGUUAGACAAUGGUGUAUCAACUUCAAUAGAAGAAUUCACAAUGUAGAUUCUAGAAAAAAGGGAAAGGAAAUGGAAGAUAUGCUAACAACAAAGGUAACUAAGGGUGCUAGUUAUAGAACUGCACGACGCCAAAGUCACUAAUAUUUCUGAACCAAUUGCUUAUCUGCAUGAUGUUUGUUUGUAUGUUUGUCAAUUUCCUUUUUUAGGGAUCCACACCUAAAAAGCAAAAAAGGAACCCUUAUAAGAUCACUUUGUCUGUCUGUCUGUCCGUCCGUCCGUCCGUCCGUCCGUCCGUCCGUCUGUCCGUGGUGUCGUCAAGAAAACCUAUAGGGUACUUCCCGUUGACCUAGAAACAUGAAUCUUUGUAGACAGGUAGAUCUUAUAGCACAAAGAAAAAAAUCCGAAUUUGUGGUUCCCUCCUCAUGGCUAGUUGUGUUACCCGCGCUGAGGGCGAAAGAUUCGCCGUCGCGCACGGGGUUGGUGCUGGUCCGGUGGUGAUCUCCGCGCUGCGCGCUUACAUCACAAAAAAGUAAUAAUAAUUAGUUUACUUAAAUCACAUGUAGAUGGCGCUUCCACGUUCCAAACCUCGUUUGUGAGUCCGACUCGCACUUGACCGGUUUUAUAAUAAAACAAGUUUAAUCACAAAUUAGUUAUUCAUGCACAAAGGUAUUAUUAUUUAAAAAUUUACUGUUUAUUAUGUGGUUUGUUGGUGAAGAUAUUAAAUUGAGAUGUUAAGUGAAAUUCUUCUAUUGAGAUAGAUUGAGCUAUUCGGUCACAUUUUCACAGGUGACUGAAUAAAGAUUGUACGUAUCUAUGAUUUGUCUAUAAUAAUCGAUUUUUGUACAUAGAUUGCACUUGAGUAAUAAUUUCUUUUGUGUGUGUGUGUUUCGUUUAGGUGUAUUAGGGUUCCGUACCUCAAAAAGAAAAAGGAACACUUGGUUGUCUGUCAAUUUGGGGUUAUCUUAUAGCAUAAAUGCGAAAAUCGUGAAUUUGUAAGUUACAUCACAACAAAAAAUAAUAAUAAGGGUCCACGAUAGUUACUCUAGUUUACUUAAUCACAUCAAGAUGGUGCUGUCCGUUAUUAAUUUUCAUAAGUUUCAUAUUAUAUGAGAACUUUGAGAUUUCUUGUACGAUGGUACGGCACCCUUCGUGUGUUGGACAUCUCCGAAACUGCCAAUUUUCAAAAACUACUAAAUCGUUUUAGAUAUGGUUGUUUGCAAAUAUCACUUCAAUUUUGCUAUAUAUUUUGUUUUGUAUGAGUAAGUUUCGAUCCUUUUUAGUACACACAUUAAAAUACA
This is a messenger RNA of Maniola jurtina (meadow brown), 4515 nucleotides long. RefSeq lists its product as uncharacterized. NCBI's taxonomy places the organism in Eukaryota, Metazoa, Arthropoda, Insecta, Lepidoptera, Nymphalidae. The transcript is spliced from 2 exons. The coding region runs from base 317 to 3358 and encodes 1013 amino acids. The record is from RefSeq and is a predicted model, not a curated record.